CAAUCGGGCGCCUCCCAGGUGAUGUCAUGGAGGCAGCCUCCGUGCUGUUGCUGAUGCUGUUGCCCGGUGCCUGCAUCCCAGCAUCCAGACGGGGGAAACCGGCGGUCCAUCAGCAGCUCAGAGCACCGGGACAGACGGGGGGUGAGACGGAUCUUCGGCAUCCCUGGAGAGCAGCAGACGCAGUGAGAAGAUGACUCUGGCAGCCUAUAAAGAGAAGGUCAAAGAGCUCCCCCUGGUGUCUCUGUUCUGCUCCUGCCUGAACCCACAGACUGCAGAAAAACCCACGUACAAGGCAGAAGAUGCGGUGGACCUGGGCUGGUGCGUCAUCAAAGACGUGGAGGUGAUCGAGCUGAACAAGCGAGCGUCAGGCCAGGCCUUCGAGGUCAUCCUGAAGCCUCCGUCCUUUGACGGCGUGCCAGAACUCAACACCUCCAUGCCCCAGCGCCGCGACCCGUCCCUGGAGGAGAUCCAGAAGAAGCUGGAGGCGGCCGAGGAGAGGCGAAAGUGUCAGGAGGCCGAGCUGCUGAAGCACCUGGCUGAGAAGAGGGAACAUGAACGCGAGGUGAUCCAGAAGGCGUUUGAGGAGAACAACAACUUCAUCAAGAACGCCAAGGAGAAGCUGGAGCAGAAGAUGGAGGCCAACAAGGAGAACAGGGAGGCUCUGCUGGCAGCCAUGCUGGAGAGGCUUCAGGAGAAGGACAAACACGCCGAAGAGGUGAGGAAGAACAAGGAGAUGAAGGAGGAGGCCUGCCGGUAGACGAGUCACGCUGAAAGAGAAAAAAAACAGCGAGACCGGGGAGUUUUUGAGUCUGAAAAAAAUAAAUAAAAAGAAUUCAAAACAGUGCAGAAAAGAUUAAGACGGAACUCAGCAACAGCAACCCGAACACAAGGAAAAAAGGCGAGUUUUCGUAUUUGAUGUCUGCUGUGAUGAUUGUGAACAAGCUGUACAAAGUUCCAAACUCUUGAUGUUGAAAUGAGUCUUUUUUCUAAAGGGUGGGGGGGUCUGGGGCGACAGCAACACAAAAAUCUGCAGGUUUUAACAGCAGUGAUUGUUAGGUCAAAGAUCAGAAUAGAGCUCUCUGUUCCUGCGGUUUCGGUCGGACAGGAGGAAAGUAGAAUUGCCUGCGUUGUAUUUUAGCAUCAUUAGCUUAGCUGUGUUUCAGUCAGACACAGUUUCACUCCAGUUAGACUGAAACUAAAGAGCAGAGAGCUGUAAUCUGACUAACUGUAUGCUGUGCUUGAAUUAAACCGCACACAGAGAGCCCUGUUCACACAACUCAAAACACAAACCCAGGAGGAUUCUCAUGUAUCAUACACAGAAAACACCACACAAGGAUUCAGAAUAAAAACUGGUUUAGCUCUCUUGCUAAUUCGUCUGUCGGGACGCUAAGCUGAGCUCACUGAAGGCUUUAUGAAUACGAAACAAAGAAGCGCUCUUUCCUUUCUUUCUCUUCAGCUCUGGGGGAGUUGAAGGCAAACUAAAAAAUAAGCUUAAAAAGUGAGGAAGUUGUGCUGUUCUGCCACCGUGGGGCUCUCUGUGAACCUUUAUCUGUAGUGUAGUCGUAGAUCAGUGACAUGCUUUAGAGUCUCUUAGGUUUAGAGCACUGAUUGCACUCUUCUUUCUUUAAGCACAACUCAAAGCACAUACGCAUCCGAGAAAGGACGGUGGAACAUACAGAAAAACCAACAAUAACACCACGAGCAGAGAGAAACAGCAGAAGUUCACAGUCUGGUUUCUGGAGAGGACUCUGAGCUCUGAUUGUUCCGUGGAAUUUAAACAGAACGAUGACAUGCGGUUGUUGAGUCACACCGACUUGAACGUCUAAAAUGUUUGCACUGUAACGGGGAGUCGUAACGUGGGCUUUGUACUGCUGUGAGUGUGUGUCGCUGUAUAUCUUCCAGGAUGGAUUGAUUGUAUCUACUAGGCAUGGUCAGUAAAAAACGCUUGAAUGAAA
Messenger RNA from Acanthochromis polyacanthus (spiny chromis), 1955 nucleotides. RefSeq names its product stathmin-like 4 (gene stmn4). Gene Ontology annotation, cellular component: neuron projection; cytoplasm. The record is from RefSeq and is a predicted model, not a curated record. Gene Ontology annotation, molecular function: tubulin binding. Lineage: Eukaryota; Metazoa; Chordata; Actinopteri; Pomacentridae. The transcript is spliced from 6 exons. The coding region runs from base 191 to 757 and encodes 188 amino acids. Gene Ontology annotation, biological process: neuron projection development; microtubule depolymerization; regulation of microtubule polymerization or depolymerization.